Messenger RNA from Podospora pseudocomata, 1963 nucleotides. RefSeq lists its product as uncharacterized. Lineage: Eukaryota; Fungi; Ascomycota; Sordariomycetes; Sordariales; Podosporaceae. Bases 117 to 1829 code for a protein of 570 amino acids. The record is from RefSeq and is a predicted model, not a curated record. The transcript is spliced from 3 exons.
GCUUGGGGUUGCUGGCAGCCACACGGCAAUCUCUCCUUCCACCCCCGCUUCCUAAGUUGCUCAAGCAAGCGCUGUUCAACGGAAGGCCUCUAAAAGCAGUGCGCAAGCAAUCAACUAUGUCAGGCUUCGAAGUUGCUGGAGUGGUACUUGGCGCAAUACCGCUGGUCAUCGCUUCUUUGGAGCAUUACCAAGUUGGCAAGGGCGCUGUCGCCUCCUUCGUCAAGUACGGUGGUUUGCUUGAAAACCUGAUCCUCCGCCUAACGAUACACCAACAUCUCUAUCAUACAGACAUUCUGUUUCUUCUUCAAGCGGCUGGCGUAGUAGAGCUGAACCUGCGAGACGAAGACACAGUUGCAGAGUGCUUUCGACUGCUGAGGGAUCCCGAAGUCAACGAAGAGAUUGAAGACUGGCUAGGUCCGUUGAGUGAUCCAUUCAAGCAGCUUGUUGGGCAAUAUGAGUCUUCGCUGAAGGCGAUAGUGGGACAUAUCAAGCAUAUUCAGCGACUCCCUGAUACCCAGAAGGAUGACCUUGGCUCGCUCCUUCAAGCGAACCCCCCAGAUAAAAAGAUCACUUUCACGGAAAGAGUCUCGUUCACAAUCAAGCGGGGAAAAUUGAAAGCACUCUAUGAAGAGCUCGAUCAAAGCAGGCUCUCCUUGGGGACUAUUAUUGAGAAACGCAAAGGCCUGCAGGAGUUCUCUUCAUAUGAGCCGUCUCCACACGCCGGCCGCAUUGUGCUGAGGCUUACCCAGAUCCGCAAUCCGGCAUGUUCGCUCUCAUACGCCCUUCAUAAGAGCUGCUGUUGCAGAUGUGUUGGGAGCCACAGGAUACUUUUCCGACUUGAAAGUCGAAUACCGAUUGAUCGGCAACACAAAAGAACCAGUCGACUCCUGAAAAAUUCCACUACAUUCAAUCUAGUAUUAUCCAUCGAACCCACCAUUUCAUCGCGGGCGCUUGUCCAUGUAUUGUCUCCAGAUACAGAGCUGGCAGCAGAUGAUCAUCCAACCGACAGCCGAAGCGUGUCCCCAAGAUUACCAACAGUCAGAUUUGCAAUUGCGGAGAUCCCAACCCGACCACAUUUACAACCCUCCAGGCCAAACACCUUGGACCUCUGCAAAGCUGUGCGUGAUACACAUCAUAGAAGCCGUAUGAUUCGACUCCAGCUUACGGCUGAUGUUCUGAACAUGGAUGACGAGGAGGGAGCCGAUGAAAUAACCACGGCUCUAUCGCCUUCACCUGCGGAAACCCUGAAGAGGGUACUCGAGCAAGGGCAUCUGAACGAAGACAUACAACUGACGUAUAAACAACGAACAAUAUUGGCACUCGACAUCGCAGCUUCGAUUCUCCAGCUUCAACGGACCAACUGGCUCGUCACGCCGUGGGACUGCACCAAAAUCAAGCUUCUUGCUGUGGAAAACGCUAAUUCUACCACGGGAAUGAGUGGCAAGAUGUUUGGACCUUUUGUUGAGCACGAAGUUACCAGAUCUGGCCCCCGGACACGAAGUAUCAGCAACACGCCAGAACCGAAGGAUGUUCUCCUCGAGCUCGCCAUUCUCCUGCUCGAGAUAUGGACCCAUCGAACACUGGAGAUGUGGGCUGAAAAGGCCGACCAAGCAAUCAUGACCGACACGCCAGAUCGCCGGCUGAUCGCUCUGAUUCGGUGGUUAGAUGCCACUUCACAACAGCUACCGUCGCAGUACGAAACCGCGGCUAGGCAAUGCGUGGCCAUGUGUGUGGAGCAAAGAUGGGCAUGGGAUGACAUUGAGUUUCAAAAGCGCUUUGGGGAGAAUGUGGUCAAGCCGCUGCUUGAUAUAUGUAAGGUGUGGGACUGAAUAAGUGAGAAUAGCCAUGGGCAUAUCAGUUAUAGAUGCAACAAAGGUUCUUGGUGUCACCCUAAUUAGGUACUUACAUGUGUGAACCUCAUCAUUCUCAUCAAGGAAGGAUGUCUUUCCAUUGUCUAUUUCCC